UUGUUAUGCACCAAAACCAAAACCAAAACAUAGAUCAAAAGAAAAGUUAAAGGAAAGCGCCACAAAAUGAAAGGUUUAGAGGCGUGAAUCUAACGCUCUCAACUUUUUAUUUAUUUUAAAUUAAGAUUGCCAGAAUCAAAAUAAAGGGAAGGCCUAAUUUCUUUUUUAAAAUAAAAAGGCCACUAAAUCAGAAGAAGAUUGCGUGCUUUGUGGCCUCCUCCGUUGUUAUUCUCAUUCUCUUCUUACUUCUUAUUUUUGUUUGGUUGCUGUCUGCAUUCCAUUGUACCAGAAAAAGAGAAAGAGGAACCAACUAUAGCAGGCACACCAGCAUCUCUUUGCUGCAUUCUUAUGCGCUUCUCUAGAUUUUUCAUCAACUGAAAACGAGUCCGCAACCAUGCUAAAGGAUCACGGCUCUACUUCCCCCUCAGCUUCUGCUCGCAUUCGCCAUCGAAAACGCUCCAAUGAGGUUGUUCCAGAGACUGGUAAAGAGAAUGGAGGCCAGUUGUUGGUUGAUGAUCAAAACAAAUACAAGUCUAUGUGGAUACGCACAUACUCAACUGUUUGGAUGAUUGGGAGCUUUGCUUUCAUUGUCUACAUGGGCCAUCUCUAUAUCACGGCAAUGGUCGUUGUCAUCCAAAUAUAUAUGGCAAAAGAGCUAUUUAAUCUACUAAGGAAAACGCAUGAAGAUAGGCAUCUCCCAGGGUUUAGACUCUUAAAUUGGCACUUCUUUUUCACUGCAAUGCUAUUUGUCUAUGGCCGAAUUCUCAGUCAGCCGCUGGUCAAUACUGUUACUCUUGACAAAUUCUUGUACCAGCUUGUGAACAGUCUCAUCAAGUAUCAGAUGGCUAUUUGUUAUUUCUUGUAUAUUGCGGGUUUUAUGUGGUUCAUUCUUACACUAAAAAAGAAGAUGUACAAGUAUCAAUUUGGCCAGUAUGCAUGGACUCAUAUGAUUCUAAUCGUGGUGUUUACCCAGUCCUCUUUCACAGUUGCCAAUAUUUUUGAAGGAAUUUUCUGGUUUCUUCUACCAGCCUCACUAAUUGUUAUCAAUGACAUAUUUGCUUAUAUCAUUGGUUUUUUCUUUGGGAAAACCCCUUUGAUUAAAUUAUCACCGAAGAAAACUUGGGAGGGAUUCAUUGGCGCCUCUGUUACAACUAUGAUCUCCGCUUUUUUGCUUGCAAAUAUAAUGGGUCGUUUUCAGUGGCUUACAUGUCCAAGAAAGGAUUUAAUGAGCGGCUGGCUUCAAUGCGAUCCCGGGCCUUUAUUUAAGCCAGAGUACUUCAUCUUACCAGGAUGGGUUCCUCGAUGGUUUCCUUGGAAAGAGAUUUCCGUUCUACCUGUUCAGUGGCAUGCCUUAUGGCUCGGUUUGUUUGCAUCAAUAAUAGCACCUUUUGGAGGCUUUUUUGCUAGUGGUUUUAAAAGGGCUUUUAAGAUCAAGGAUUUUGGUGAUAGUAUCCCUGGACACGGUGGAAUCACAGAUAGAAUGGAUUGCCAGAUGGUAAUGGCUGUGUUUGCCUACAUAUAUCAUCAAUCGUUUGUGGUGCCUCAAAGUAAAUCAGUUGAAAUGAUGUUAGAUCAGAUAUUGGCAAACCUAACUUUUGAGGAGCAGUAUGCAUUGUACACGAAGCUUGGGGAAAUCAUUCACGAAAGGUUGGGGGGACAUUCUUGAUUUACAUUGAUGUUGAAGCCUAAGAGGAAGAUGUGUUUGUUUGUAUAUGUUGUUUCAAACAUCCAUAACCAUAGGAGCAGGCAUUCUUUUGUGACGCUCUGUGUACAGCAUUACCUGAUUAAUAUACAUCAGUUAUUGGUGGAA
Molecule: messenger RNA, 1810 nt
Organism: Mercurialis annua (annual mercury)
Lineage: Eukaryota; Viridiplantae; Streptophyta; Magnoliopsida; Malpighiales; Euphorbiaceae
Product: phosphatidate cytidylyltransferase 1-like
Exons: 12
Coding region: 395-1666 (423 amino acids)
Cellular component (GO): endoplasmic reticulum membrane
Molecular function (GO): phosphatidate cytidylyltransferase activity
Source: RefSeq, a predicted model, not a curated record